Molecule: messenger RNA, 942 nt
Organism: Protopterus annectens (West African lungfish)
Lineage: Eukaryota; Metazoa; Chordata; Ceratodontiformes; Protopteridae
Gene: FADD
Product: Fas associated via death domain
Exons: 2
Coding region: 272-838 (188 amino acids)
Biological process (GO): negative regulation of extrinsic apoptotic signaling pathway via death domain receptors; signal transduction
Molecular function (GO): protein binding
Source: RefSeq, a predicted model, not a curated record
UUAAGUGUGGUUGAUCACGCCUACAAAUUACGGAAGUGCUGUGAAUUUUUCUAUGUUAAUGUAGAUUAGUAGUAAACUUUACAUGAUUAUUGUUCUUUGAAGUUUUUAAGUUAUUUGGUUGGCACCCACGGUUUGCUUUUAAGUAGCCUUGGUUAUAGCCGCCUAUUUUUGAAUAUGAAACUGAAACUGCAGUGAAGGCGUGAAUGAAAGCUGUUGACUGUAGUGUGCUUGUUCAUAACAAGACUCCAGAGCAAAACUCCAUCGAGCUGAAAUGGUAGCUUUUUUGGAUUUACUGCAUACAGUUUCACAAAAACUGAAAGGUGACGACCUUAAGGCAUUAAAGUUUCUCUGUGGCGAUAAAAUCGGGAAAAAGAAAUUGGAAAGCGUUGAAAGCGGUACCGACCUUUUCGCUCUCCUCAUUGAGCUGAAUGAAAUAUCUGCGAACAACACAUCCUUCCUUCAGGAGAUUUUAAAUCGCGUUUGUCGGCAUGAUCUCGCAGACGAAGUCAAACGUUUCGACGACUCUGCGUGCGAUUCUUCAAGCGAAGUGCUAGACCAGAAAGAAAAAGACCGACUGGAAAUAGCUUAUAAAGUCAUUUGUGGACAGGUUGGAAAAAACUGGAAGAUGUUGGCUCGGAAACUUAAGAUUCCUGAAGCAAAACUUGAUGCCAUCGUACAAGCAAACCCUUACGAUCUCCAAGAACAGCUAAUGCAGUCCCUAAUGUAUUGGCAGAAAACAAAAGGGGUGGCUGCCAAAGCUGAGGAUUUGGUGCAGGCUCUCAAACUCUGCCAAAUGAACUUAGUUGCAGAUUAUGUAAUGUUGCAACUUGAUAAAUGAGCUUGAUUUUUUGUUUUUACAAUAAAGUAUAGUGAAAACAAAUGUGAUUGUUAUGUAGUUGGCACAAAGAUGCAGCAGAGAUUAAAUUAUUCAGAAACACCAGA